This is a messenger RNA of Populus trichocarpa (black cottonwood), 2268 nucleotides long. RefSeq names its product CDP-diacylglycerol--serine O-phosphatidyltransferase 1. Lineage: Eukaryota; Viridiplantae; Streptophyta; Magnoliopsida; Malpighiales; Salicaceae. The record is from RefSeq and is a predicted model, not a curated record. Gene Ontology annotation, biological process: phosphatidylserine biosynthetic process. The transcript has 14 exons. Gene Ontology annotation, molecular function: L-serine-phosphatidylethanolamine phosphatidyltransferase activity. Bases 461 to 1729 code for a protein of 422 amino acids.
CUCUCUUUCUCUCUCUAACUUUUGAACAAGCAGUAGCGUAGUAAUCCACUCCCUCUCUCAUCAUCUUCGUUACCAUCAUACCUCUCACUCUUUUAUUUAUUAAUAAAUAAAGCAAAGCCUUUUGCCCUUCUGUUUUUUUUUAAACCUCCUCCUCGGAUAUUAUAUACUUCGUUUUCUCUCUUCUCUGCCAUUAAUCAUACCUCACACCGAUCCAGAUUUUGUUUGCUCAUAAACAGAGGGAGUGGGAGAGACCCCCGUUUAACUUUUCUUUUUUUCCUUUUGAAGUAAUACGACAUCUCCCUCUCCUCCUCCUCCUCCUCCUCCUCCUCUAUUUGUUCUUGAUUUCGAUUAUCUGAUCGGACGGUCACGGUCUUAUUUGUAUUCACCUGCAAUAUCGUACGGCCAGGGAUCUCUCUUCUCUUCUUACUGAGCAAGUUGCAUCUCAUAAGCACUGGCGAUCAUGGAGCUGAAUGGUCAAACAAGAGUGAGAAGAAAGGACCAUUUUGCUCAUACAAACGGUGAUUUAGCAUUACCAAGUGUUGGUGAUGUAGAUCCCUGGACUGCAUGGGCAUAUAAGCCUCGAACUAUUUCGUUGUUACUUAUUGGUGCUUGCUUUCUAAUAUGGGCAAGUGGAGCCCUAGAUCCAGAGAGCUGCACAUCUGGUGAUGUUGUUACAUCUGUGAAAAGGGGUAUAUGGGCAAUGACUGCAGUUUUUCUUGGUUAUUGCUUGCUACAGGCCCCUUCAACGGUUCUAAUAAGGCCACAUCCAGCAAUUUGGCGCUUAGUUCAUGGAUUGGCCAUUGUUUAUCUUGUUGCCCUCACAUUUCUGCUUUUUCAGAAGCGUGAUGAUGCGCGGCAAUUUAUGAAGUUUCUCCAUCCUGACCUUGGAAUUGAACUACCUGAAAGAUCAUAUGGUGCUGAUUGUCGCAUUUAUGUGCCUGAAAAUCCUACAAGCAAGUUUAAGAACGUUUUGGACACUCUUUUUGAUGAAUUUGUUCUAGCACAUAUCUUUGGAUGGUGGGGCAAGGCUAUAUUAAUCCGUAAUCAGCCACUUCUAUGGGUAUUGUCAAUUGGUUUUGAGCUGAUGGAGUUUACCUUCCGCCACAUGCUACCAAACUUCAAUGAAUGCUGGUGGGACAGUAUCAUUCUUGAUAUUUUGAUAUGCAAUUGGUUUGGCAUUUGGGCUGGAAUGCAUACAGUCGGGUAUUUUGAUGGAAAAACAUACGAGUGGGUUGGUAUAAGUCGCCAACCUAAUAUUAUGAGCAAGGUCAAACGGACAUUGGAACAAUUUACACCUGCACAGUGGGACAAAGAUGAAUGGCAUCCCUUGCUUGGUCCAUGGCGAUUUAUCCAAGUUCUUAGUCUCUGUAUUGUCUUCCUGACUGUAGAGCUCAACACAUUCUUUUUGAAGUUUUGUCUAUGGGUUCCUCCUCGGAACCCUGUAAUAGUGUACAGGUUGAUCUUGUGGUGGCUAAUUGCCAUACCUACAACACGUGAAUACAAUUCAUAUCUCCAAGACCGAAAGCCUGUGAAAAAGGUAGGCGCUUUUUGUUGGCUUUCCCUUGCUAUUUGCAUCGUGGAACUUCUCAUUUGCAUCAAGUUUGGACAUGGUCUUUAUCCCAAACCAAUGCCUGCAUGGUUGGUCAUCUUCUGGACAUCUGUUGGAGUUAGCCUUGUAAUAUUCCUGAUUAUGUGGUCAUGGAAAAGUUUGGGAAGAAAGAGACGAUGAAUUUGCUAGCAUGUUCGCCACAAGCAGCCUGGCAGUUAUUCGAUCCGGUAUCUUGACGUUAUCUUAUCACCUGCUGUAAAUCCUAUGGCUCAAACUGGCAAUUAUUCAAGGCAGUUCUUGAAAGAGUUCAAGGUUUUCUUUCCUGUUGAUCGACCUUUGUAAAGCCUAUGAAGCAAUUGUGCAAAUAAUUGGUGCUCGACAGAAGGCAAUCUCUAGUUUGCUCACGACAAUUCUACGAGUGAGACUCCGCAAGGUUUAGCCGAUUUUCGGGAAAACAUUUGUGGACUGGAGUCAUUGAUUCAAUCAAGGUGAAAUUGGAAAUCAUUUAGAAAAGCAAUUCCUGUUCUUUGACAACACUAGGUUCUUCUUUCUCGAUCCGUGCCCAUGUCACUGUGUGUAUAUAUAGAAAUAGAAAAAGUGUAUCUCUCUUAAUCAUGCAGGAUUUUGUUUUUUGCAGUCAAUAUGCCCAUGACUUAUAAUCUCAGUCUUCUUCGAAAACACUAUUAAAUUUAUUAAACCAUAAGAUAGUUUCCUACACA